Phlebotomus argentipes is the source of this 1458-nucleotide messenger RNA. RefSeq names its product protein arginine methyltransferase NDUFAF7 homolog, mitochondrial. The coding region runs from base 107 to 1417 and encodes 436 amino acids. Lineage: Eukaryota; Metazoa; Arthropoda; Insecta; Diptera; Psychodidae. Gene Ontology annotation, biological process: mitochondrial respiratory chain complex I assembly. Gene Ontology annotation, cellular component: mitochondrion. Gene Ontology annotation, molecular function: protein-arginine omega-N symmetric methyltransferase activity. The transcript is spliced from 3 exons. The record is from RefSeq and is a predicted model, not a curated record.
AAAUUGUAAACAAAAGGGUGAAUAACCGCAAGGACGUUUUAUUUUCGCAUUUACUGCACGAAGAAGGUCUUGACAGUGAUAUAAAAAGAGCGAAGAGUGAUAAGUAAUGUUAUCUCCUGGAAGAAUAUUCACCAAAAGCCGAUCAAUCUCUCUUAUCGCCAGGGCAUUCUGCUAUAAGCCCAUCAAGAGACCUCAGUACAAAGAUUCGCCCCAGAAGAAGCCUCAGAGGGAGUUCCCAAAGCUGGAUGUGCCUCUGGCUAAGACGAUAGCAGCUCGGAUUAAAGCCACAGGGCCAAUAACAGUGGCCAGCUACAUGAAGGAGAUCCUCACGAACCCCAGUGGAGGCUACUACAUGACCAAGGAUGUCUUUGGGCGGGAAGGAGACUUCAUAACAUCUCCGGAAGUGGGCCAGAUCUUCGGAGAAUUGGUGGCUGUUUGGAUAUAUACAGAGUGGCAAAAGACUGGCUCGCCGAAGCCUUUUCAGCUUGUCGAACUGGGACCGGGCAGAGGAACUCUGAUGCAAGACGUUCUCAGAGUGCUCACUCAGAUGAAUCUGUCUUCCUCAGACCUCUCGGUGCAUCUGGUGGAGAUCAGUCCCUACAUGUGCCAAGCACAGGCCAAUAGACUCUGCGUCAGUCACGAUGAAGUCACUGAUCCAGAGUCCAAAUACCACUAUGCUGGAGAGAUGGUCUCCGGAGUGAAGGUUUUCUGGUACAGGAGCAUUGAAGACGUUCCUAGAAAUUUCUCCAUCAUCUUUGCUCAUGAAUUCUUCGAUGCUCUGCCUGUACACAAGCUGGAGCGGAAAGACAAUAUCUGGCGAGAAGUUCUGGUGGAUGUGAAUGGCGAGAAGGAAGACGCUUUCAAGUUUGUCAUGUCCAGAGGAGAGACGCCUGCUUCGAAACUUUACUCUCAACUGUCUUCUGAAUUUGAAGACGCCAGAGAUCACGUAGAAUUUUCUCUGGACAGCUUCAGCACUAUCGAUCACUUAGCGGAGCGAUUGGAGGAAGACGGAGGAUUCAGCUUGAUAAUGGAUUAUGGGCAUCUUGGGGAUAAGACAGAUACUUUCAGGGCAUUUAAGCAUCAUCAACUGCACAAUCCAUUGGAAGAUCCUGGACAGGCUGAUCUCACUGCGGACGUGGACUUCAAGCAACUGAAAUUCGCAGCGGAAAAGACCCAGAAAGUCCUCACUUUCGGCCCAGUAACUCAAGCUGACUUCCUCCAGAGACUGGGAGGAGACGUUAGAUUACAGGUCCUUCUGGAGAACGCCAAGCCUGACCAGAAAAGAGACUUGGAAACAGGAUUCGAUCUUCUGACUCACCCAGACAAAAUGGGACAUCGAUUUAAGUUUUUCGCCAUGUUUCCCAUGGUUAUGCGAAUAAUUCUGGAAAAACUUCCCGUGUCUGGAUUUAGUAAAUGAAAAAUUUGUUUCCAUUGAACAAUAAAUAAUACUUUAAUAGC